AUGGCGUGGACUUACGGUGGCGACUACGGAAGUCACGGGAGGUGUGGUCACGCCUCAAAUUCACCCAACAAGCUCCAGCGAUUGGCAAAGUGGAACCACUGCCCUAACCACCUUGGUUCCGAAGUGGAGUUCUUCGUGCCUAGAAAGGCUAUUCUUCGAUGCCAAGAACCCGAAGUCGGAUUUGGAGUUCCAAGAGGGUACUGCGUCAAUUGA
Messenger RNA from Linum trigynum, 213 nucleotides. The record is from the annotation of a GenBank genome assembly. Lineage: Eukaryota; Viridiplantae; Streptophyta; Magnoliopsida; Malpighiales; Linaceae.